AUGGCUGCACUGAGGGAUGUCAGGAGGGUGGGCCCAAGAAGGGCCCAGCAGGAGGAGGUGCCUGAGGGGAGACAGUGGGUGGGCCAAGAGGAGGGUUCCCUGAUGAGGGCUGCACCGAAGGGUGGCAGCGAGUUGAGAGGACAGGCGUACAUUGGGGCCGGCGAGGGACGUGGGUGUUGGGUGGGCGCAGAGGACAGCGGGCGGGGCCGGCUUGGGAAGCGGUGUCCGCCAGGUCCCCGUCUCCGCCGUCCCAUGUCCCCACUGCCCCUGUCCCCGCAGCGGCCCCCUGUCCCCGUCCCCACUCCUGUCCUGGCUGCACGUCCACUGUCCCCGGCCUCUCGUCCCAGCCCCCACGCCUUCCCCGCCCUCUGUCCUCCUUUAACCCGGCUGCGCACCUCUUACUGCCCACCCCUGGCGCCCACCUGGGACUGCCCACCUCAGAGCCUCUGUGUGCGCACGCGCAUGCGUGUGCAAGCUGCUCCACAGAAGUGCACUGUCUGGCCUCGGAAACCCAGUGAGCGUCAGCUGAGAGUCGGCUUGGGCCCCACUGCACUUGUUGGUGGGGAGUUUGACUUGGAGAUGAACUUUAUUAUCCAGGAUGCUGAGAGUAUAACGUGUAUGACAGAACUUUUGGAACACUGUGAUGUAACGUGUCAAGCAGAAAUAUGGAGCAUGUUUACAGCCAUUCUACGGAAGAGUGUUCGGAACUUACAGACGAGCACAGAAGUUGGCUUGAUUGAACAAGUGCUGCUGAAGAUGAGUGCUGUGGAUGACAUGAUAGCAGAUCUUCUAGUUGAUAUGUUGGGGGUUCUUGCCAGCUACAGCAUCACGGUCAAGGAAUUGAAGCUUUUAUUCAGCAUGCUGCGAGGAGAAAGUGGAAUCUGGCCAAGACAUGCAGUCAAGUUAUUGUCAGUUCUUAAUCAGAUGCCACAAAGACAUGGGCCUGAUACUUUUUUCAAUUUCCCUGGUUGUAGUGCUGCGGCAAUUGCCUUGCCUCCUAUUGCGAAGUGGCCUUAUCAGAAUGGCUUUACCCUAAACACUUGGUUUCGUAUGGAUCCAUUAAAUAACAUUAAUGUUGAUAAGGACAAACCUUAUCUGUACUGUUUUCGUACAAGCAAAGGAGUGGGUUAUUCCGCUCAUUUUGUUGGUAACUGCUUAAUAGUCACAUCACUGAAAUCCAAAGGAAAAGGCUUUCAGCACUGUGUGAAAUACGACUUCCAGCCACGCAAGUGGUAUAUGAUCAGCAUUGUUCACAUUUACAACCGAUGGAGGAACAGCGAAAUCCGGUGUUAUGUGAAUGGACAGCUCGUUUCCUAUGGUGACAUGGCUUGGCAUGUUAACACAAAUGAUAGCUAUGAUAAGUGCUUCCUUGGGUCUUCAGAAACUGCUGAUGCCAACAGGGUGUUCUGCGGUCAGCUUGGGGCUGUGUACGUGUUCAGUGAAGCCCUUAACCCAGCCCAGAUAUUUGCCAUUCAUCAGUUAGGACCUGGAUAUAAGAGCACCUUCAAGUUUAAAUCUGAGAGUGAUAUUCAUCUGGCGGAGCAUCACAAGCAGGUCCUGUAUGAUGGGAAGCUUGCAAGCAGCAUUGCCUUUACCUACAACGCAAAGGCCACGGACGCGCAGUUGUGUCUGGAGUCAUCACCAAAAGAAAACGCGUCCAUUUUUGUGCAUUCUCCCCAUGCGCUCAUGCUGCAGGAUGUGAAGGCUAUAGUAACACAUUCGAUUCACAGUGCGAUUCACUCCAUUGGAGGGAUUCAGGUGCUUUUCCCACUCUUUGCCCAACUGGACAAUCGGCAGCUCAAUGACAGCCAGGUGGAGACGACAGUUUGUGCUACUCUCUUGGCAUUCCUGGUUGAACUACUUAAGAGUUCAGUAGCCAUGCAGGAACAGAUGCUCGGGGGAAAAGGCUUCUUAGUCAUUGGCUACUUACUAGAAAAGUCUUCACGAGUUCACAUCACCCGAGCUGUGCUGGAACAAUUUCUGUCCUUUGCAAAAUACCUUGAUGGAUUAUCUCAUGGAGCGCCUUUGUUGAAACAACUCUGUGAUCACAUUCUGUUUAACCCAGCCAUCUGGAUACACACUCCUGCAAAGGUUCAGCUUUCCCUGUACACAUAUUUAUCUGCUGAAUUUAUUGGAACUGCUACCAUUUACACCACCAUCCGCAGGGUGGGAACUGUGCUACAGCUAAUGCACACCUUGAAAUAUUACUACUGGGUCCUGAAUCCUGCUGACAGCAGUGGCAUUGCACCGAAAGGACUAGAUGGUCCACGUCCGUCCCAAAAAGAAAUUAUAUCAUUGCGGGCAUUUAUGCUACUUUUUCUGAAACAGCUCAUACUAAAGGACCGAGGGGUCAAGGAAGAUGAACUUCAAAGUAUAUUAAAUUACCUUCUUACAAUGCAUGAGGAUGAAAAUAUUCAUGAUGUGUUACAGUUACUCGUGGCUUUAAUGUCAGAACACCCAGCCUCUAUGAUACCAGCAUUUGAUCAGAGAAAUGGAAUCAGAGUGAUCUACAAAUUAUUGGCUUCUAAAAGUGAAAGUAUUUGGGUUCAAGCUCUGAAGGUUCUGGGAUACUUUCUGAAGCAUUUAGGUCACAAGAGGAAAGUUGAGAUCAUGCACACCCACAGUCUCUUCACUCUUCUUGGCGAGCGUCUGAUGCUGCACACGGGUACCGUAACGGUCACCACCUACAACACCCUCUAUGAGAUCCUGACAGAGCAAGUGUGCACGCAAGUUGUCCAUAAACCACAUCCAGAGCCAGAGUCUACCGUGAAGAUCCAGAAUCCAAUGAUUCUUAAGGUAGUGGCGACUUUGUUGAAAAAUUCCACGCCAAGCGCAGAGCUGAUGGAAGUCCGGCGUUUGUUUCUCUCUGACAUGAUAAAGCUUUUCAGCAACAGCCGUGAGAACAGAAGAUGCUUACUGCAGUGUUCAGUGUGGCAGGACUGGAUGUUCUCUCUGGGCUACAUCAAUCCUAAGAACUCCGAUGAGCAGAAGAUCACCGAGAUGGUCUACAACAUCUUCCGGAUCCUUCUGUAUCAUGCAAUCAAAUACGAGUGGGGGGGCUGGCGAGUCUGGGUGGACACCCUCUCCAUAGCCCAUUCCAAGGUCACGUAUGAAGCACACAAGGAGUACCUGGCCAAGAUGUACGAAGAGUACCAGCGUCAGGAGGAGGAGAACAUCAAGAAGGGCAAGAAGGGCAGCGUGAGCACCAUCUCGGGCCUCUCCUCGCAGACCGCCGGGGCCAAGGGCGGCCUGGAGAUGCGUGAGAUCGAGGACCUGGCUCAGAGCCACAGUCCAGAGAGCGAAACGGACUACCCCGUGGGCACAGACACCCGGGACCUGCUCAUGUCCACCAAGGUGCCGGAGGACAUCCUGGGACAUUCGGACAGGCCGGGGAGUGGUGUCCACGUGGAGGUGCAUGACCUGCUGGUCGAUAUCAAAGCGGAGAAGGUGGAAGCAACUGAAGUCAAGUUGGACGACAUGGAUUUGUCUCCAGAGACGCUGGCGGGAGGUGAGAACAGUGCCCUGGUGGAGGUAGGGUCCCUGCUGGACAACGUGUACAGCGCCGCUGUGGAGAAGCUGCAGAGCAACGUGCACGGCCGUGUGGGCCUGAUCCGGAAGAGGGAGGACGAGGACAACGGCCCGCUGAUCACGCUGGCGGACGAGAAGGACGAGCCGCCUGGCAGCAGUGCCGCGUUCCUCUUUGAGAAGCUCCCCAAGCCGGAGGAGAAGCUGCUGCCCGCACUGUCCAGCGCGCACAUCAUUCCUCACAUCCAGGACACGCAGGCGCCCCUGGGUGUGGGCGACGAGCUCGGGCUCCUGGCUCACAUGACCGCCAGCAUCAUAGAGGACAAGGAGUUCAAAAUCCACACAGCGUCCGAUGGGAUCGCGGGGGUUUCCGAGAGGGACCUGCCGGCCCCCGCCAAGGCCUUAGAGUAUGCCGAGAUGACGGCCACUACUCUGGCCACGGAGUCUUCAGGCGGCAAGGUGGUCCCGAACAUUGACGGCAGCAGUAUUGUCUCUGACACGGAGAGGUCGGACGACGGCAAGGAGCCAGGGAAGGAGGUCCGCAAGAUCCAGACCACCACGACCACCCAGGCUGUUCAGGGCCGGUCCAUCACACAGCAGGACCGCGAUCUGCGCGUGGAUCUGGGCUUCCGAGGGAUGCCCAUGACAGAGGAGCAGCGGCGCCAGUUCAGCCCUGGGCCGCGCACCACCAUGUUCCGGAUCCCUGAGUUCAAGUGGUCACCCAUGCACCAGCGGCUGCUCACGGACCUGCUGUUCGCACUGGAGACAGACGUGCAUGUGUGGAGGAGCCAUUCCACGAAGUCAGUAAUGGACUUUGUCAACAGCAACGAGAACAUUAUUUUUGUGCACAACACAAUUCACCUCAUUUCCCAGAUGGUGGACAACAUCAUCAUAGCCUGUGGAGGGAUUCUGCCUCUGCUGUCAGCCGCCACCUCGCCCACGGGUUCAAAGACUGAACUGGAAAACAUUGAAGUGACCCAGGGCAUGUCAGCAGAGACAGCUGUGACUUUUCUCAGCCGCCUGAUGGCCAUGGUCGAUGUACUUGUGUUUGCCAGCUCCCUGAACUUCAGUGAGAUUGAAGCAGAAAAGAACAUGUCCUCUGGAGGUUUAAUGCGACAGUGUCUGAGGCUGGUGUGUUGUGUUGCUGUGAGAAACUGCUUAGAGUGCCGACAGAGACAGAGAGACAGGGGCAGCAGACCCUGCCCGGGGCUCAGCAAGCCACCGGAAACCCCCCAGGGUGCCAGUGCCACCACCGUGCCCAAGACUCCACUGGAAAGUGUUCCAGGGAACCUGUCUCCUAUCAAAGACCCAGAUCGCCUGCUUCAGGAUGUGGACAUCAACCGCCUUCGUGCCGUUGUCUUCAGGGAUGUGGACGACAGCAAGCAGGCACAGUUCCUUGCCCUGGCCGUGGUUUACUUCAUCUCGGUUCUGAUGGUGUCCAAGUACCGGGACAUCCUGGAGCCCCAGCGGGAGACAGCCCGUGCCGCCCAGUCCAGCAGGAGCAUCCGCCAGGAGAUCAACUCACCCACCAGCACAGUUGUGGUCAUACCCUCUAUCCCUCAUCCAAGUCUGAACCAUGGAUUCCUUGCCAAGUUAAUUCCUGAGCAGAGCUUUGCCCACUCAUUUUACAAAGAAACACCUGCUUCAUUUCCUGAGACAAUAAAGGAGAAAGAGCCCCCGACCACUGGUGAAGACAUUCAGCUGGAAAGUUCAAUCCCUCACACAGAUCCGGGCAUCGGAGAGGAGCAAGUGGCCAGCCUCCUGAAUGGUGCAGACCUGGGGCCCAGCACUGGUCCUGAUGCCAUGGGUGGGCUCUUGUCCACAUUGUCUUCUGAAGUGAAGCAGUCACAGGAGAGCUUAGCUGAGCAUCACAGCGAGAGUUUGAAGCCCGCCCCAUCCAUCUCCAGCAUCAGCCAGACCAAAGGCAUUAAUGUCAAGGAGAUCCUCAAGAGUCUCGUCGCUGCCCCAGUGGACGCAACAGAUUGUGGUCCUGAGCCCAUCCCAUACCCAGACCCAUCGCUCAAGAGGGAAGCGCAAGCCAUUCUUCCUAUGCAGUUCCAUUCCUUUGACAGGAGUGUGGUGGUGCCCGUGAAGAAGCCGCCCCCCGGGAGCCUGGCUGUGACCACCGUUGGAGCUGCCCCAGCUGGAAGUGGCCUGCCCACAGGCAGCACCGCUAAUAUAUUUGCUGCCACUGGAGCUACACCAAAAAGUAUGAUUAAUACAACAGGUGCGGCGGACUCCGCUUCAUCGGCCUCGUCUUCCUCCUCAAGCUUUGUGAAUGGUGCUACCAGCAAAAACCUCCCAGCGGUUCAGACGGUGGCCCCGAUGCCUGAAGACUCGGCCGAGAACAUGAGCAUCACUGCGAAACUUGAAAGAGCUCUUGAGAAAGUGGCUCCUCUUCUUCGUGAAAUCUUUGUGGACUUUGCCCCAUUCCUGUCUCGCACGCUGCUUGGCAGCCAUGGGCAGGAACUCCUGAUAGAAGGCCUGGUGUGCAUGAAGUCCAGCACGUCCGUUGUGGAGCUUGUCAUGCUGCUCUGCUCUCAGGAAUGGCAAAACUCAAUUCAGAAGAAUGCUGGCCUCGCUUUCAUCGAGCUCAUCAAUGAAGGGAGGUUGCUGUGCCACGCCAUGAAGGACCACAUUGUCCGGGUUGCCAACGAGGCUGAGUUCAUCCUGAACCGACAGCGAGCCGAGGAUGUCCACAAGCACGCGGAGUUCGAGUCCCAGUGCGCCCAGUAUGCGGCCGAGCGGAGAGAGGAGGAGAAGAUGUGUGACCACCUCAUCAGUGCGGCCAAGCACCGGGACCACGUCACGGCCAACCAGCUGAGGCAGAAGAUCGUCAACAUCCUCACCAACAAGCAUGGCGCCUGGGGGGCAGCUUCUCACAGCCAGCUGCACGACUUCUGGCGUCUGGACUACUGGGAGGAUGAUCUGCGGCGGCGGAGGCGGUUUGUGCGUAAUGCGUUCGGGUCCACACACGCAGAGGCCCUGCUGAAGGCAGCCAUGGAAUACGGCACGGAAGAAGAUUUGCUCAAGUCCAAGAAGACCUUCCGGAGCCAAGCCAUCGUCAACCCAAACACGGAGACGGAGUUGAUGCUCGAAGGUGACGAUGACGCGGUCAGCCUGCUGCAGGAGAAGGAGCUGGACAACCUGGCAGGACCCGUGGUUCUCAGCACCCCUGCCCAGCUCAUUGCCCCGGUGGUGGUGGCCAAGGGGACACUGUCCAUUACCACCACGGAAAUCUACUUCGAGGUGGACGAAGACGAUGCCGCGUUCAAGAAGGUCGACACAAAAGUUCUCGCCUACACGGAGGGACUUCACGGGAAAUGGAUGUUCAGCGAAAUCCGAGCUGUCUUUUCUAGACGUUAUCUCCUACAGAACACUGCCCUCGAGGUGUUCAUGGCCAACCGAACCUCGGUCAUGUUUAAUUUCCCGGAUCAAGCAACAGUGAAGAAAGUUGUAUACAGCUUGCCGCGAGUUGGAGUCGGGACCAGCUACGGCUUACCGCAGGCCAGGAGGAUCUCACUGGCCACCCCACGGCAGCUGUACAAGUCAUCCAACAUGACACAGCGCUGGCAGCGCCGGGAGAUCUCCAACUUCGAGUACCUGAUGUUCCUCAACACCAUAGCAGGACGGACAUACAAUGACCUGAACCAGUACCCCGUCUUUCCUUGGGUGUUAACCAACUAUGAAUCUGAGGAACUGGACCUGACGCUCCCAGGAAACUUCAGAGACCUGUCAAAGCCAGUUGGUGCUUUGAACCCUAAGCGAGCUGUGUUUUAUGCUGAGCGGUACGAGGCGUGGGAGGAUGAUCAGAACCCACCCCACCACUAUAACACGCAUUAUUCCACCGCAAUGUGGACCUUAUCCUGGCUUGUCAGAAUUGAACCCUUCACGACCUUCUUCCUGAACGCCAAUGAUGGCAAAUUCGACCAUCCGGACCGAACCUUCUCGUCUGUGGCCAGGUCCUGGAGAACCAGCCAGCGGGACACUUCUGAUGUAAAGGAGCUGCUCCCAGAGUUCUUCUAUCUGCCUGAGAUGUUCGUCAACAACAACGGGUACAACCUGGGCGUCAGGGAGGACGAGACCGUGGUCAACGACGUGGAGCUCCCACCAUGGGCCAAGAAGCCCGAGGACUUCGUGCGGAUUAACCGGAUGGCCUUGGAGAGCGAGUUUGUGUCCUGUCAGCUUCACCAGUGGAUCGACCUCAUCUUUGGCUACAAGCAGCGAGGCCCAGAAGCCGUCCGUGCGCUCAACGUCUUCCACUACCUGACCUACGAGGGCUCCGUGAACCUGGACAGCGUCGCCGACCCGGUGCUGCGCGAGGCCAUGGAAGCUCAGAUCCAGAACUUUGGACAGACGCCAUCGCAGUUGCUCAUUGAGCCGCACCCGCCUCGGAGCUCAGCCAUGCAUCUGAGCCCGCUCAUGUUCAAAGAUCAGAUGCAGCAGGACGUGAUUAUGGUGCUCAAGUUUCCCUCCAACUCGCCCGUCACCCAUGUGGCGGCCAACACGCUGCCACACCUCACCAUUCCCGCCGUGGUGACCGUGACCUGCAGCAGGCUCUUUGCAGUGAACAGAUGGCACAACACCGUGGGCCUCAGAGGAGCCCCGGGGUACUCACUGGAGCAAGCCCACCAUCUCCCCAUUGAAAUGGACCCACUGAUCGCCAAUAACUCCGGGGUGAACAAGCGCCAGAUCACGGACCUCGUGGACCAGAGCAUCCAGAUGAAUGCACACUGCUUCGUGGUCACCGCGGACAACCGCUACAUCCUCAUCUGCGGCUUCUGGGACAAGAGCUUCCGGGUAUACUCCACAGAGACAGGGAAGCUGACCCAGAUUGUCUUUGGCCACUGGGAUGUGGUCACGUGCUUGGCCAGGUCGGAGUCCUACAUUGGCGGGGACUGCUACAUCGUGUCCGGGUCCCGAGAUGCCACCUUGCUCCUGUGGUAUUGGAGUGGCCGGCAUCACAUCAUCGGUGACAACCCCAACAGCAGUGACUAUCCUGCACCCAGAGCCGUCCUCACAGGCCAUGACCACGAGGUUGUCUGCGUGUCCGUGUGUGCAGAGCUGGGACUUGUUAUCAGUGGUGCUAAAGAAGGCCCCUGCCUGGUCCACACCAUCACUGGGGACUUGUUACGAGCCCUCGAAGGACCGGAGAACUGCCUAUUCCCACGCCUGAUCUCUGUGUCCAGCGAGGGCCACUGCAUCAUCUACUACGAACGUGGACGCUUCAGCAACUUCAGCAUCAAUGGCAAGCUUCUGGCCCAGAUGGAGAUCAAUGACUCCACACGGGCCAUUCUCCUGAGCAGCGACGGGCAGAACCUGGUGACGGGAGGGGACAAUGGUGUGGUGGAGGUCUGGCAGGCCUGUGACUUCAAGCAACUCUACAUCUACCCUGGCUGUGAUGCCGGGAUCAGAGCCAUGGACCUGUCCCAUGACCAGAGGACUCUGAUCACAGGGAUGGCGUCCGGCAGCAUUGUAGCUUUUAACAUCGACUUUAACCGGUGGCACUAUGAACAUCAGAACAGAUACUGA
Molecule: messenger RNA, 9057 nt
Organism: Elephantulus edwardii (Cape elephant shrew)
Lineage: Eukaryota; Metazoa; Chordata; Mammalia; Macroscelidea; Macroscelididae
Gene: NBEA
Product: neurobeachin
Exons: 61
Coding region: 1-9057 (3018 amino acids)
Biological process (GO): intracellular protein localization
Cellular component (GO): cytosol; membrane
Molecular function (GO): protein kinase binding
Source: RefSeq, a predicted model, not a curated record